GCGCGCUUGACAUAACGGUACCGUCUCCGAGGAUGCCGUUCGACGACGGUUCUGCGCAUCCAGCGUGCUCGCCGCGAGUUCACGACGAAUAUUUUAACUCUGAUUCUCUCGUCGUUCAGUCAUCUUCAUUGUUCUCGAUCUUGCGUGUCUCCUUUGUCAACUCUCGUUUCCUCGCUGCAUUGGCGAACAACUUUUGAGUGAAAAGUCAAGGAAAAAAAGAGAAAUUGUAUAUUAUUGUCGGCACAAAUAUGGAUGUUGAUAAGAUAUCGUGCCCGAUAUGCGGCAAGGAGUUUGCUUCCUCUGUCAUCGAAUUCCAUGCCAGCAAGUGCUUAUUCCUGAAUGAAUCUGCGACGGACGAACCUAGUUCCCUCAGAGAUUCAAGUCCCAUAACAAAAAAAAUUAAAUUGAAGCCAGCGAGUGUAAAAAAGACCAGUGCAGUAGGCGUGAAGCGGAAGAGCUUGGAUUAUUUCUCAUCUCAAAAUUCUCAGAGGGUUGAAGAGAAUGUUGCGGAUGAUGCAGAUCCAGAUAUUGUGCCUCGAAAAAGCACCAACGAAUGCAAGAAGUCGAAGACCGAACUCGUACCUCUGGCGGAACAGAUGAGACCCACGUCGCUGUUGAAUUUCGUCGGGCAGAGGCACAUCCUUGGACCGCGCGCGAUGCUCUCGGAGCUCCUGCAGAAGGGCGAGAUACCCAACAUGAUUCUCUGGGGCCCACCCGGAUGUGGCAAAACCUCCUUAGCUAACGUCGUCGCGCAUAUGUGCAAGAACGACGCGAACCGUAAGUUCCGAUACGUCAAGCUGUCGGCGGCGAUGGCCGGUGUCCAGGAGGUGAGGGAGGUCAUUAGCGUCGCCGCUAAUCACAACCGAUUCGGGCAGCGUACGAUAGUAUUCAUGGACGAGAUACACAGAUUCAACAAGACGCAGCAGGACGUGUUCCUGCCGCAUGUCGAGUCGGGCACCAUCACUCUGAUCGGCGCCACGACGGAGAAUCCCUCGUUCAGCUUAAACUCCGCCUUGUUGAGCCGCUGCAGGGUGAUCGUGCUGCAUAAAUUGUCCGUAGCGAACCUGGUGUCGAUUUUGAAGCGCGCGGUAGUCUCGCUAGAAGGUAUAAUACACGCGUUUGACGAGGACAAGAGCAUCAGCACCAUCGGAGAAAACGCGUUGGAGGUAAGUAAGAUCGGUACGGAGUCGUCGUGCAACACGAAGUUCAUCGUGGACGAACCGACGAUAGAAUGGUUGGCUGAAACUUGCGACGGCGAUGCGCGGAUAGCAUUGGGGGGCCUGGAGAUGGCUGUGCGAUCUAAAACGCCCAGCCAAGAGGAACUCUUAAACGUCGGACCGACUGUAAUAACGCUGGGCGACAUCGAGGAGAGCCUGAAAAAAUCGCACAUGCUGUACGACAAGAAGGGCGAUCAGCAUUACGACAUGAUCUCCGCGUUACACAAAUCGGUCAGAGCGAGCGACGAAAACGCUUCGCUUUACUGGUUAACCAGGAUGAUCUCCGGCGGUGAAGACCCGGUUUACAUCGCGCGAAGAUUAGUGAGGAUGGCCAGCGAGGACGUCGGUUUAGCUGACCCAAAAGCUCUGGAGAUAGCGGUCCACACGAUGCACGGUUGCAAAAUGAUCGGUACGCCGGAAUGCGACGUUCUCUUGGCGCAAUGCACAACGUACCUGGCGCGAGCCCCGAAGUCCAGAUUAAUGGAAGACGCACUUAGAGCGGCGCAAAGAGUGGUGGCCGAGCACAAGGGCCCGCAACCAGGAGUACCUUUGCACUUGAGAAAUGCCCCUACGAAGCUCAUGAAAGAUUUAGGAUACGGUAAGGGAUAUAACAUGAAGCGUAAAGAAGAUUCUGGAUUGAGUUAUCUGCCGGAAGGAUUGGAAGAGGUAAAUUUUUUUGGGAGCAGUGGAGAUGAUAUAUAAAAAUACUACGGUAAUUCAGUUUUAAGAUAUAUAUUUUCGAGAUAUACAACGAGAAUACACAAUUCGCGUUUCUUGUAAAUUUAAUGAAAAGACGGGUCUCAGAUAUUAGAGUUUUAAGCAUUUCUAAUGUAAACUAUAAUAUGUAUAUACUGUGUAUAUAUAAAAUAUAUUUUUUAUGAUGUAAUAUGUAUAUAAGAGAUUAAAAAAUACGUCAUGAUACUUUGUUGCUCAUACAACGUCGAUAAUCUAACUCGGUCGAAUAAAGAAGUGAUAACUAAAA
Molecule: messenger RNA, 2199 nt
Organism: Ooceraea biroi (clonal raider ant)
Lineage: Eukaryota; Metazoa; Arthropoda; Insecta; Hymenoptera; Formicidae
Product: ATPase WRNIP1
Biological process (GO): DNA synthesis involved in DNA repair; DNA-templated DNA replication
Cellular component (GO): nucleus
Molecular function (GO): ATP hydrolysis activity; ATP binding; enzyme activator activity
Source: RefSeq, a predicted model, not a curated record